Molecule: messenger RNA, 980 nt
Organism: Leopardus geoffroyi (Geoffroy's cat)
Lineage: Eukaryota; Metazoa; Chordata; Mammalia; Carnivora; Felidae
Product: ankyrin repeat domain-containing protein 26-like
Exons: 3
Coding region: 80-520 (146 amino acids)
Source: RefSeq, a predicted model, not a curated record
UUUCCAUUAGGCACAAGGAGCACCUCGAAAAAAGUUGGACCAGUUAAGAGAAAAUGCUCAUGCUUCAACGAGAAAUCAAAUGGAACUUAGAAUUAAAGAUCUGGAAUCUCAGGUCUCUACAAUGAAGACUUCUCAAGAAGAUUCUACUAAAACAGAGUUGGAAACCUACAGGCAACUCUACCUAGAAGAAUUAAAACUUAGAAAGUCCUUGAGAAAUAAGCUGAACAUGGCUAAGGAGAGACUGUCAGAGAGCAAUACAAAAUUUCUUGUGGAGAGACAGCAGCACCAAACUUUACUCAGGACCCUUACUAUGAGCCCAGGCCUGGAACCACCUUAUUGUGGACAUUUUGAAAAUAAUUUAGUGCUCAAUGGAAACCUUACUCCAAGAGGAAACUUAGUGAUUCCUACCUUAAACCCACGGCCGUCAUAUGAUGACAGGGAGACUUCCUUGUGGAAGAUGCAGCGGGAGUUGGAGAAAAGAAUAACCAGAGAACUAGAAGAAGGUAUGUUGCCAAAAUGAAUGAAGUUAGAUAUCAUUGAUUUCUGAAAUAAACUAUAAAUAGUAAAUGGCAUCCUUUUCCAUUGUUUGGAUAAUAGAUACUACAUUCACAUUUUUUGUACAUAUCUAAUAAAAAAAUGUAAAAGCAUGAGCAUAAUGAAGAACACACUUCUUCCUCAUUUAGUCCUCAUGUUUCAUAGCUCUUUUAAAAUCUCCCACAAGUCUAGGGGCAACCAGGUGGCUCAGUCGGUUGGGCGACUGAUUUCAGCUCAGGUGGGUUCAGGCCCCACAGAGGGCUCUGUGCUGAAAGCUCCGAGCCUGGAGCCUGCUUCGGAUUCUGUGUCUCCCUCUCUCUGUGCCCCUGCCCGCUUGUGGUUUGUCUCUCUCUCAAAAAUAAAUAAACGUUAAAGAAGUUUUUUCAAUCUCCCUAAGUCUAUAUAUCUGUUAUUAUUUCUGGCGACAAUCUUCGUUCACUGGUGCC